CAAAUGGCGGCAUCUGGACAAGAUAUUUCGUAUUAAAUGUCUUGUUGAAAAAUACAACUACAGAUGACCGUAACCGUAUACACAGGAAUCUCUUUGGUUUUUGCAUCGUUCAAUUCGAGUGCUGAGGUAUGCACGAGGCGAAUAGCAAUGGUGCCGGUAACCGUGUUUCAAUAUCAACGCCAAAACUGUGAUUUUUAUUUCCUCUAUUAAUCUAGUAUUGAGAAUACAGCGUAUGAUGAAAAAAAUUUUAGAAGAAUGUAAGUAUGGCAGAAGGUGGAAUAGAACCAAAGCCUAGUGAUAAUCAAAUAUCUAAAUUACAAUUGGAAGUGAAUGAAUGUCUUGGUAAUUGGCUAGUGUAUUUACAGACGCUCAAUGGCCUAUGCACAGCGGGUACAAAAUUAACUCAAUCAUUACAAACACUUUUGUCUGCUCAUGAUACAUUAGCACAAUGUCGAUUAACAGGACAAUGUCUUGCUGGUUGGGAAGAGCUUACAAGAGCAACAUAUAUAGCCAGCAAUACGGUAAAAAAUCACAUUAUCUCUGCAUUAAGAGAUCAUGAAUCACGAGAAAAUGAAGGAGAAAAACAUGAUAUACUUAGAGAUAAUUUAAUGACAUUCAUAAAUUUACAAUAUCAGUUCUGUGUUGCAUGCUGUGAAUGUCUAGGUGGAAUGGCAGAAUGCUCCUGUUCUCAAAGUGGUACAGCUGAAUGUGAUAUUGCUUCUCUUCAGCAAUGUUUUGAAAGAUUGUAUAGUUCAUCGCCAUUAGCAUCUUCUAUGUCAACACAACAAUCUGUACAAAAUUGUCAUAGAUCACCUUUACCAUAUCCUUUAUUUCCUCUGCGGGUUCAGAGGAGAUGGUCCGAAACCGCAGCUGCGGAAAUGUCAGGUGAAUCAUCAGAUAAUACAAUGAGAAGAUGGUCUAUGCCAUGGGAUUGUAGAAACAUCACAGAUUGGCCACGACAUGAUAUUAGAUUUCGAUUGAGGUUACCUCAUCAAGAUAGAAGUAGAUCUACUACUCCAGAUACAAUAUGGAAAACAUCUGCUAUGGCUAGUCAAGAUGGCUUACAAGAAGCUAUCCAACUAUUAUCUUGUAAACCAGGAGUUAGACCUCUGAAUCAAUUGCCUGCUUACACAAAUCAUCAUAUCCCAGGUGUUACAUUAACGACGUGCAAUUUUGAAUCAAAUUAUGAUUCGACUAUUUGGCCAGGAUCUCGAAAAGUAGGUACUUCAAGAUGUUGGCCUCAUGAUUCUCAUUCAAGUGAUCAUUCUGAUCAAUCAGGACAACGAGAAAGUGAUCACAGUGGAGAGCAUCGAGAUUCGGAACAAAGUGGAACUAGUGGUAGUCACGGUGACAGCAAAGAUAGCAUUCAUUCACAGAGUGAUCAUAGGGAAAUCGAACUUGGUACCAUAGAUGUAUUAGCUUCACGUAAAAACAGUUCUUCAACAGACUCUUGCAUAUCAGCCCAUAGUCGUUCAGGUUCCGAGAGCGCUGCUGGUGGGGAAUCCGCGAGAUCUCAAUUAUAUUCGAUGUGGAGCGGCAGCGAUUUGCCUUUCAUUAAAUUGCCAGAAAGCAAUGAAACGCAAGAUGAACAUCCACCUGUAUAAAUAUGCUAUUGGCAAAUCACUUUUAUGCUUUUUUUCGAAUGUUGUAAUUUUUAUUAUAUUUAUAAGCACGAUGCAAUAACGCGCGUUAAUAGUGCGUAUAUAAAUUAAUCUAUGUGAUCAUUGAAUCUACGCGUAAAACGCGGUAUUUAAUGUUCACUAUACAAAGUAGAAUUGAAUGAGUGUGUUUAUAAAAUAUAUUGCGCGAUAAGGCGGUAUAUAAUCAUUCAAAGAGUGAAUUACACUUUAAAAUAGAAUAAUUUAUAAAAAAAUGAUUGUAAAUUUUUUAUUAUCUACGGGAAUUUAUUUAUAAAUAAUUAUUUGAUAUUGGCUCUGUUUUUCUAGUCUAUUAAUUAGUUUUCAGAAAAAAAUUAUUCAUUAAUAUCUUUCCGAUGGAAUUUUUCCAAAUUCCAUUCUUAGUUCAAUGUGGUAAAGUUUUAAUGAAAUCUACAAUUUUCAGUAUCGAUAUUAUACUACUAUUGUUAUUUAUAUUACAUAUGAUCGCAUGAAUUGGAAAAUAAAAAUUGAACAUUUUCCUACACGA
Molecule: messenger RNA, 2145 nt
Organism: Apis cerana (Asiatic honeybee)
Lineage: Eukaryota; Metazoa; Arthropoda; Insecta; Hymenoptera; Apidae
Source: RefSeq, a predicted model, not a curated record